Neurospora crassa OR74A is the source of this 667-nucleotide messenger RNA. RefSeq lists its product as hypothetical. The transcript is spliced from 2 exons. NCBI's taxonomy places the organism in Eukaryota, Fungi, Ascomycota, Sordariomycetes, Sordariales, Sordariaceae. Bases 318 to 584 code for a protein of 88 amino acids. The record is from RefSeq and is a predicted model, not a curated record.
ACCAAACCAAGCCGCCGCUCGUUGCCGUUCAACCAAACCAUUGAAGUCGCCGCUCGUUGCCGUCAACCAAACCAAGCCGCCGCUCCAAUCGUUGUCAUUGUCAAACCAAGCGGUCGUCCUUUGUCGUUGAACCAAGAGGUUCCAAAAUGACUACCCUCGCGACACACUGCACAUGUACACUGGCGAUCGAGUGCCCACUCGCCAGCGAAUCUACAAUCCCGGCUACGACCUGAUUUGGCCUCAAACUUCUGCUCAUCAUUCCGGGCAUCAUUGUCUGGUUGGCCCUGAGUAUCCUGAGAUUUUGGGUCAGAUCGGAGAUGAUAUGGACGGCCAUGCACGGUGAACGUUCGAUAACGGAAUUCCCGAACGCAAACAACAAAACUCGGCGGUAUCAGCUCACAACAUUUUGUUUGGUAUUCUUGAUAUUCCUGAUUGUUUGGCCGCUUGACAUGGGAUACUACAUCAUCACUUGGAAACCCGUUUCUGCAUCACCCGACAAACCACUGCUGCUAUCGAACACCCGCACAGCACCGGCAGAACAAGAACCACCACCGCCCUACUAUAGUGCUAUUGGUGUUGCAUAAGGGGGGAGUUCAUAGUGUACUAGACAAAAUCUACUUCGAAUAGUCCUAAAGGUUAUAUGGAUAAAUCAAAAGGAGUUAGUUGG